GGAGGACACACAUCACGGAACCCAUCAAAUCGCCUACCUAAAGGAAAUGUCGACCAUGUCCCAGGAACGUUCCAUGUGCGGACGCUUGGCUGUGGUCACCGGAGGCGGAGGAGGCAUCGGCAAGCCGAUAUGCGAUGUCUUAGCCGAGAAAGGUGUGCAGCUGGUCGUCGCUGACAUCGAUUUGGCAGCCGCUGAAGCCGUGGCCAAUGCUCUUCCAGGUGCACGCGGUGGCCAUAAGCACGUUGCAAUGCACGUGGAUAUAUCCAACUCGGCAUCAGUGCAAACCUUCUUCACGGCCAUCAAGGAUGUCUAAGAAGCACCUGCCAGCAUUCUUGUGAACUGCGCAGGCACUGGCGCCCUCUUCACAUCAAUUGUUGAUACAACUGAAGAUGUUUUUGAUCAAGUCAUUAGUGUCAACCUGAAGGGUACCUUCCUGAUGACCCAAGUCGCUGUCCGGGACAUGCUGAGCGGAGGAGUGACGGAAGGAGUGGUGGUCAACAUCGCCAGCUUAGCGGCCAAGACAGGCAGCCGAGGACUCUGCAGUUACGUCGCCUCCAAGGCCGGCAUUGUCGGCCUGACAAAAACAGUGGCCCUGGAUCUCGCCGACAAGGGAAUUCGGUGCAACGUUGUGCUCCCGGGAUUCACUGACACUCCAGUUACAAGGUUCUUGACCGAGCAGGAGAAGCAGGGAAUUCUCGCCCAGAUUCCACUCGCUCGCUCCGCCCUGCCGCGCGAGGUUGCUGAGGUGGUCGCUUUUCUCUGCUCGCCCGAGAGCUCUUACAUGACUGGCGCUGCUGUUGAUGUGUCUGGCGGCUGCGGAUUGUAAUUUUGGCUUCGGAAGCUCCAGCGAUUAAUUGAAUAAAAAAUAUACAAAGGCAUGCCUAAUAUUAUAGUGACUUCGAUUGGGCUUUCGGUGCUGUUUUCUUACAAUGUACCUAUUUUAAGUGACUUUCCGGAAGAAAACUUUUUCAAGACUCACAGCAGCAGCCUACAUUUCAGUGGGAGACCCUAGAUAGAAAAUCUUAGCAAGACUGGAUUUCUUGUUGGAACUCGGAAAUCCUCUUUGCAUAGAAAUGUCUGCAGAAUGAAUUUCAGGUUUCCAGCAAGAAAUCCAGUUAGAUUUUCUGUUCCAUAAUCCAGUUAGCGAAAAGUUAUACUGUUUUUUUUUUUUUCUCGGUAGAGCUCACACUUUGAUUUCCGGGGGGCUCGUUUCAAAAUCGAAUUACCAGCUUCACUCCAUUUAUUUAGUGUGUUAAUACAGCCAUGUCAUCGUAAUACGGACGACUAUCUUCGAGAAUUCUCUGUGUGAGUCGUCCAUAAUAACGACUCAAGGUCAAGUUGGCACAAAAAUAAACAGCAAGCGUGGCUACAAGACACUUUUUUUUUUUUGCAUCAGAGUCCGUGGGAGCCUCUGGCUCCCUUUCCCUGAUCCGGCCUUCGGGCCGCGGGCGCGACGUCGGGAGCCACCUGGCUUCCGACCGGAGCGUGCCUUAUCGUGGCAAGGAGGGGCAGCCAUCUUGGUCGUCUACUCUCGCCACUCCUCCGUACGAGGCUGGAGCCGCCAGCGAGGAAAAGAGAGAGAGAGCGUGUCCUCUGGCCGCUCGGAGAAGGGACUUUUCCGCUGGACUUGAAACUGUUCGGAUGUGCGGCCACGCGCUCUGCUGCCCCACCUCCGUCCAGGCUCUCGGGAAAGUGCGGCAAGGUAAGGACACCCUCCCCCUUGCCGAUACUAGUCUUU
Messenger RNA from Ixodes scapularis (black-legged tick), 1738 nucleotides. RefSeq names its product estradiol 17-beta-dehydrogenase 8. NCBI's taxonomy places the organism in Eukaryota, Metazoa, Arthropoda, Arachnida, Ixodida, Ixodidae. The transcript is spliced from 3 exons. Gene Ontology annotation, molecular function: oxidoreductase activity. The record is from RefSeq and is a predicted model, not a curated record.